CCAGUCAGAACCAAGAACCACAACCAUCCUCCUCCUUCAAGUAGCAACAUGAAGUAGUCUGAAGUAAAGGAUUUUUAAAACACUUUUAAAGGGCAAUGGCGGACACGAAAAACGUUUCUCAGGUUAUUUCUCAAAUUUUUGAAGAGGCGCCAACGGCCAGGAAGAAGCUGAUUGAGAACCAGAGCAACCUGCAACAAGUUGCAGACUACUGCGAAAACAACUACCUGCAGGCAGAUGAGCCAACAAAGGCUCUUGAGGAGGCCAAAGCUUUGACCACGCAGGCGUUGGCAAGCGUCACCUAUCAAAUCAACAGCGUGGCCACUUUGCUGCUCCGACUUCUCGACUCUCAGGCCAUUCAGGUCAAGAACAUGGAGUCCUCAGUUAAUCUCAUGACACUGGCUGCUUCCAUCCACUACGAGAAAGUAGCCAGGAGAGAAAUCAGCAUCUUCACUACAUCCAACAAAAACACACAUGCCGCUCUUGUGGCUCCGCCCACUUCGGGAAGGGAACUGGAGAGAGGCUAUUCACGACUCCCCAUAUCAUACUCUUGCUUGGACACCACUGGACACAGUUUCCAGGUCUCUCAAGAGCCCCCCAGAAGCAGGACAGGGACUACUGACAGCAUGCAGAGCAAUGCAGAUGCCCCCAUAUCCAACCAAGGCAUCGCUGUGCCUCUGCCAUCAGUCCCCACCUUGCCUGCUGAAGCUAACCUCACUGAUGACCUCCCCCCACCUCCUCCCCAAGCUACAAUUGACGCCGGUUCGUCUGCUCCUCCACCCCCUCCUCCUCCUCCUCCUACCAGUUUGGACAGCGGACUGCCCCCUCCACCUUCUUUGACCUCACCAACAUGUCUGCCACCACCACCACCACCACCACCACCACCACCACCAAGCAACCUCUGCUCACCGGACUCACUUCCCCCUCCACCUCCUCCAGUUGCAGGAGCUUUUUCUCUUCCUCCUCCAUCUGUGGCGGGAGCUGCCACUCUUCCUCCUCCUCCUCCACCACCACCGCCCACUGCCACUUCUAGUAUUUUGCCCCCACCUCCUCCCCCUCUGCUACAUUAACUUUUUUUUUUUAAUAGCGUUUGUUCGUGGAUGAGCUGUCACCAGUUCCAGCUGAACCGAUUGCCAGCCAAUGGCAGGGCAAUAAUUGUUUGAAAGUUUUACAAUAUACAGUAUGACAAUGUACAGGUCUUGUCAUAGACUUGUUCUAUAGAGCAGCAGCAGAGAUAUCUUCAACAUGUUUCAACACUGGCCCCAUGACAUUCCAAAGCGACAAGUUCAAACGGAUUCCUCACUUUCUCCUUCAUUGGCUCAUUCCUUCCUUCCCUAUUAGGUCUCUGUUAGAAUCGUUUCUACUCAGCAAGUCCUUAAAAAAACUGUGAUGACAAGUGACAGUGAUAAUAUACUUAUUAAAUGCUUAUCUCAGCAAGUCAUGAUUACUUUUUACAUGCCGUGCAGGGGCUGAGCCUAAAGGCAAUUGGUCAUUAUAAUGCAAUCACGAUUCGGUAAUUUAGGAGCAUAUUUUCAUUAUGUGUACUUGGCCCAGGAAUGAAAGCUGAUUAUAAGCUUUUAUUUGCCAAAGGGUAUUGAUUUACUAUCCUUUUUUGUGGUUGUACUUUUUAAUCAAAAAUGCACUC
Syngnathus acus (greater pipefish) is the source of this 1642-nucleotide messenger RNA. It is a transcript of the gene abi3b, whose product is annotated as ABI family, member 3b. Bases 96 to 1067 code for a protein of 323 amino acids. The record is from RefSeq and is a predicted model, not a curated record. Gene Ontology annotation, molecular function: SH3 domain binding. NCBI's taxonomy places the organism in Eukaryota, Metazoa, Chordata, Actinopteri, Syngnathiformes, Syngnathidae. Gene Ontology annotation, cellular component: lamellipodium. The transcript has 5 exons.